Thrips palmi is the source of this 3108-nucleotide messenger RNA. RefSeq names its product O-acyltransferase like protein-like. NCBI's taxonomy places the organism in Eukaryota, Metazoa, Arthropoda, Insecta, Thysanoptera, Thripidae. The transcript has 12 exons. Bases 96 to 2468 code for a protein of 790 amino acids. The record is from RefSeq and is a predicted model, not a curated record. Gene Ontology annotation, molecular function: acyltransferase activity, transferring groups other than amino-acyl groups.
GGCCAGUCUGGGCCAGUCUGCGUCCGCCAGUCGAAGCCCACUCACGGUGCGCGUCGGGCAGGCUCGGACACGGCACGGCACUCGGCAGCUUCGCGAUGUUGUUGACGUCCGCCAAGUCGUCCACCGCGGCGCGCGCGCUGCUGCUGCUGCUGGCGGCCUCGCCGUGCCUAGCCGUGCUCAACGGGACCGAGAAGCUGGACGACAGCGACGCCCGCCUGGACGCCUUCCUGGAGACGACGCUGCUGCAGGCGUUCGCCAAGCUGGUCCAGCCGGAUAGCCUGCUGGAGCACGUCAAGGAGGGCAUGCAGGACAAGGUGCAGGAGUCGCCGAGUCUGCAGAAGGGCGCCGCGGACUGCGAGCUCGCGCUGGCGCGCUGGGGAGCGGGGCUGCGCUACCUGGAGACGUGGGCGAUUCAGAUGGUGGACUCCAGCUCCAAGCUGGUGACGGGCGUGCUGUACGGCGACCUGGCGGACCUGGGCAACUUCGACGAGUGCCUGGCCGCGGGCCCGGGCGGCCCGACGAGCUCUGACACCGAGGACGGCAACGGGUUCACGGGGCGGUACUCCCUGGCCUCGCUGGCCGUGCAGUCCAUCGUCACCCCCACCGUCACUCCGGGCCCGCUGCAGGCCGAGCUCGAGCGCCGCCGCGUCAGGGCCUCCAACGAGACCACCGAGUACAAGGCGCUGGCGACGAUCCGGAUGGCGCUGUGCGUGCCCAGCACGUGCACGGCCCCCAUCGUGGAGGCCGCCAUGGUGUCCGUGUUCCGGCCCAUCAACGCCCUGGUGGCCGGCCUCGGGUACCACGUGGUGCCCACCAUGCGCGAGGAGUACACCGCCGUGGCGGGGCCCUUCCGCAAGGGCAACGCGGGGGACUUCGUCAUCAUAACCCUGUGCGUCGUGCUGUUGUUCCUCAUGCUCAUCGCCUCCGUCAUCGACAUCGCGCUCAGUCCGUCCGCGAAAAAGACCCGGGACAAGAUUGGCAUGCUGCUGGCCUUCUCGGCGUGGACCAACGGGCGGCGUCUGCUGACCGUGGCGCCGCCCAGCGACUCCAACUUCACGUGCAUCAACGGCAUCCGCUUCCUGUCCGCCGCCUGGGUCAUCCUGGGCCACCGCUACCGGUUCGGCCUCGAGGUGCCCUUCACCAACCUCCUCACCAUCCCCAAGCGCGCCAGUGAUGCGUCCACGAUGGCCAUCGCCAACGCCCCCCUGUCCGUGGACACCUUCUUCCUCAUCGGCGGCAUGGUCAACUGCUACGCCUUCAUGAGGUCCCAGACCGGGCGCCGCUCCUUCAACAUCGUCAUGUACUACGUGCACCGCUACGUCAGGUUGACGCCGGCCUUCGCCAUGAUGGUGGCCAUCACGGCGACCUGGGUGUCGCUGCUGGGGACGGGCCCGCUCUGGUACACUGUGGUGCAGGAGCCGGCCGACCACUGCAGCAAGUGGUGGUGGACGGCGCUGCUGUAUGUGGCCAACUAUGCCAACCCCGGCGAGCAGUGCAUGAUGCAGUCGUGGUAUCUGAUGGUGGACAUGCAGCUGCACAUCCUGUCCCCACUCGUGCUCAUCCCGCUGUGGAAGUACCGGCGCAUCGGCCUCAGCUGGCUGGGCGUCGUUAUCCUGGCGUCCUGCGCCGUGCCCUUCGCCGUCACCUACGUCAACAAGUUCCGCUCGCCCGUCUCCACGGACCUCAGCCGGGACGCCCAGCGCCACUUCAUGAAGCUCAUCUACUACCCGAUGCACACCCGCAUCACCUCGUACGCGUGCGGCACCCUGGCCGGCUACUUCCUGUGGCUCAUCAAGACGGGCCAGUACACGCGGAAGAUCUCCACUAACGAGGUGAUCUUCGGCUGGGUGAUGAGCACGGCGCUGUGCCUGACGGUGGUGUUCGGCGCCCAGCCGCUGUUCGACACCGAGCACCACGAGUACAACGUGUGGGAGUCCUCGAUCUACAUGGGCCUGUACCGCCUGGCCUGGUCGGCCGGCAUCUGCUGGGUCGUCUUCGCCUGUAUUCUGGGCCACGGAGGCCCGGUGAACGCCUUCCUGUCGUGGACCCCGAUGGCCAUCCUGGGCCGCUUGACGUACGGCAUCUACCUGACCCACGCCGCCGUGCAGAUGGUGGACGUCGGCGCCAUGCGCACCUCCGACUACUACUCCGACUUCAAAAUGGUCGAGAGGAUGUUGUCCGACUUGGUGCUGGCCACGGUCUGCGGCGCGCUGCUGUCCCUCAGCCUCGAGUCGCCCAUCACGGCCAUCGAGAAGUCGCUCAGAGCGCCCAGAGCGAGAAAACCGAGGGAGGCACCCCAGGACAACAACGGCUUGUCCAGCGGGGUGAUCAACUCGGGCUUCGUUGCCGACGACGGCAAACUCAAGCAGACCCUGGACGCGGAGAAGGCCGCGGUCCCCGUGACGCAGGACAGUGCCGAGCCGGCCGCCGAGGCGGCCACCGCGCCCGCGCAGAACUCGGCAGUGUAGCGCCGCGGCACUGUGGCACCGCCCUGCGGACUGGCGGCCGUCUGUCUCUCUCGCACUCACGGAGCGUCGCGUCUCGGCGCGAGAGAGACAGAGCGAGACUCUCGGAGUCGGCCCAGUCUGCUGCGUCCAGGACCAGAAUAGUGACGCCGCCGCCACGACGGCCACGAUCCCCGGGGAGGCGGAGACACGGCACGGGGCCGCCGACCCACGCUCCACGCCCGGAGGACUCCGAGCCGCGCGUGGUUGCAGCACUCCAAAGCCCCCACCGCCCCGCUGGCGAGCCGCGAGGCCUCCAGUGUACUGGAAUAGGGCGGGUGGGGUGCCCGGCCCGGUGAAAGGAUGCUGAAAGCUGCUACAAGAAGAGACCCGCCUCAGUUCCUGAAACCCAGUGAAAAUAAUAAGCAAAAAGCGGAAACAGGUGUUACCGCGUGUGUGUGUGUUUUUCGUGAACAAUUUUUUAAAAACUGUACGCGCUGACUCUGAGCUAGUUGAUGACGAUCGAGUGCCGCGCUGCGUAUCGCGCCGAGCGACGCGCGCGCUGGUGAUUGUGAAAUGAGCAAUAAUUUGUACGAGUACCUAGUACUUCCAACUUGUGAUAAACUUGUGAAUAUUAUAUAAUUUAUGAACAAACAAAGAAUCA